Lactuca sativa (garden lettuce) is the source of this 694-nucleotide messenger RNA. The record is from RefSeq and is a predicted model, not a curated record. Lineage: Eukaryota; Viridiplantae; Streptophyta; Magnoliopsida; Asterales; Asteraceae.
UGCUCACUAGUCACAUCUAAGUUCGUCACUCUUUCUUCCACAACAAAAUCAGUUCUAGGGUUUUGAUUCAGAUAAAUCAGUCACAACUGAAACAGUUUUGAAUUUCAGUGCUUCAAGGUGACAAAUGGGUCGGAUAUUUCUGGUGGAGUUGGAGGGAAGAACUUACAAAUGCAAGUUCUGCAAAACAAAUCUUGCCCUCGCCGAGAGUGUCAUCUCCCGGGUAAUGAUUUGCGGUUUUCAUUGUCGCAGAGGAAAAGCAUACCUUUUCAGCAACGUGGUGAACGUGACAGCUGGACCUAUUGAGGAAAGGAUGAUGCUUUCAGGAAUUCAUACAGUUACAGAUAUAUUUUGUGUAUGUUGUGGACAAAUUGUUGGUUGGAAAUAUGAGACAGCACAUGAACAAUCUCAGAAGUAUAAAGAAGGGAAAUUUGUUCUUGAAAGAGGAAGGAUAAUGGAUGGUCUUGAUUCAGAAUUUUACAUUGAUACUCGUCCAAGUUCAAGUGAUGCUGAAGAAGCCUAAUAAUGUUUGUUGUUUUGACUAUAUAAUGUUUGUUGUUUUGACUACAUAGUAUAAUAUAUUAUGAUAUAUGGUAUGUAUAAUUGAGAAUAAAUGGUGUAAUAUUGAUGGAAAUAUGUUUUUGUAUGGAGGAGUUGAGGCUUAAUGUGAUAAAUAAGAUGUGUGUGUUAGUUGUUA